GAAGGUAUAAAGAGGGCUGGUUAUGGCGCGGCCGCUGUAUUGACGGUUCGCACUGCGCGCGCGACGGUCCAAAACGCGCGUUAAAAAAGCUCGCGGCGUAAUAGUGAUUGUGUUCAAAAAUGUUGACCGGUUGGAAGUUACUUCUAUCCAAAUUAUUCGUGAUACCUCAGCGAUGGGUGAUGGCUAUCAUGGGUUUCCUGGCCGUGGCGAACGCGUACACCAUGCGUGUCUGCCUGAACAUUGCUAUCACACAGAUGGUGAGGCGACAUUCCCCCUCACCAGCCUACGAAGACGGCUCCUGCCCUGGGGGUUUGGACGAAGUUGUUGAAGAUGCAACGGAGAUCACUGGGUAUAACUGGAAUGAGGAGACCCAAGGAAUCAUAUUAAGCGCGUUCUACUAUGGUUACAUUGUUACUCAUUUACCUGGAGGUAUGCUGGCAGAACGAUUCGGAGGCAAAUAUUCCCUUGGCUUCGGAGUACUCAGCACAGCCGUGUUUACUCUCUUAACGCCCUGGGCUGUGAACCUGGGAGGCGCCACGGGGCUUAUUAUUUUAAGAGUUCUUGAAGGACUCGGAGAGGGAACGACAUUCCCUGCAUUAAAUGCCAUGUUGGCUCGAUGGUCUCCCGUGUCCGAGAGAGGACGGAUGGGGUCCCUAGUAUUCGGGGGGGCUCAAAUAGGAAAUAUUGCUGGAACUUACUUCUCUGGACUUGUCAUCAAGGAGACUGGCGAGUGGCAAUCAGUUUUCUACUUGUUUGGGAGCAUUGGGAUCCUAUGGUUUAUUUUAUGGGCUCUUCUUUGCUAUAAUGAUCCAGAAUCCCAUCCUUACAUAUCUGAUAAGGAAAAGAAAUAUUUAGAAGAAGCGCUCGGAAGACACCACAACACUCAGCCCUCGUCCAUUCCAUGGAAAGCUAUUUUCAUGUCAGUUCCACUAUGGGCUUUAGUUUGCGCACAGAUCGGACAUGACUACGGCUACUUCACAAUGGUCACUGACCUACCCAAGUACAUGACGGGUGUAUUGAAGUUCGACAUCCAUCGCACUGGCACCCUAGCUGCGCUGCCAUACGCCGUCAUGUGGCUGAGCUCCAUCGCUUUCGGUUGGAUAUGCGACAAAAUAGUCAAGAGGCAAUGGAUGACAGUCACAAACGCUAGAAAGACCUUCACUACCAUUGCGUCUGUCGGACCGGGUAUUUGUAUGAUCCUAGCUUCCUACUCAGGCUGUAACACUGAGACUGUUGUGAUACUGUUUACCGCGUCCAUGGGCCUGAUGGGAGCUUUCUAUCCGGGCAUGAAAGUGAAUGCGUUGGACUUGAGCAACAACUACGCUGGUACCAUUAUGGCGAUCGUGAACGGCAUUGGAGCGAUUACAGGCAUCAUAGCCCCCUACUUGGUCGGAUUAUUGACACCUGAUAGUACGUUAACUCAAUGGAGAUUGGUGUUUUGGAUCACUCUGGCGGUGUUCAUAGUGACAAAUUUAGUGUUCGUGGCGUGGGCGUCUGGCGAGGGACAGUGGUGGGACACCUGCUCCCAGGAUCCGAGGAAGCAAGACGAGAAUACGAAUCAAUCAGUCAACAAUGACGUCAAAUUGUAACCAAAUAGGUAGAUCGUCGUUGCACGAUCCUCGGACUAUGGAGCCAAUUGUUCAUAUAGUUAGAUAAGGCUUAUGAACUGUUCAAUAGGUAAAUACCGUACGUACCUAACAAGUACAACAUGUGAAAUAUUGGCGGUUCUUUGAAUCCACAGCCAGUGCUAUGUGAUAAUAAUAUUUAAUAGAAUAUUAGCGUUCAUUAUAUUAUAUUGAUCUAUUUAGUUUUAGGUGUCAUUAAAGAUUAAGUUUGGAUUCUGGUCAUUCAUCCAACUGGAACACCGAAUGUCUUAACUGUAUUCAACACCGUGAAUAUAGUUACGUCAAAUUUUCAUCUAAGUUGAUGAAUAUCCUUUUAUAAUAAUGAAGAACAUACCUACUGAUCUAUUAGUGAAUAAUUUUAAAGUAGCCAAUAUUAAUUUUCACUAUAGGUUUAACACAAGUUUGCUUCGUCACACUACAUACUAAAGUUUUCCCGUUUCCCGUUCGCUUCCGUGCGAACAGUUAUCAAUGAAAAACGUGAAAUGGUAGGUAUUUUGAGAGUUGAUGCAAACUUGUGUUAAGCAUACUGACUUUUACGACAGGAAAUUAUGAAUUGUGACAGUGACACGUGAAUAAAUUUAAUGUGGUUAAAGGAUUAUUUAACGGUAAUGUUUCUUUAUAGGAUGGCCUUGUUAAGGGCGGUCUACAUUAUGCUGUUAAGGAGCGUUUAUACGCUCUUUAUUGUACUGUUAUUCUAUACUCCUUAAAUAAUGACUUUUUUAUUAAGUAUACGUAAUUUUUUUUGUUAAUAGCAGCGUUUCGAAAUUUGAUGUGUAAUACGUUAUUUAAAUUAUUCUAAAAUUUAAUUAGAACAAGUUAUUAUUUAGGCAAUCUUUAAGCAGGGCAACAUUCGUAGGUUAUUAGGUGAUAUUUAUAUAGCAAUUCUCACUGGCUUUUAUACUUUCAUAUAAAUCACGACCUAAGACCUAGUCACAUUUUUGCUUUUUAUUGUAAUUCCUAAGCCAGAGCCUUUCCGUCCACAUCCAUGAUAAAUAUUACUUAAUUUUAACACCAAAAUGUGAUUUAAUAAUGUACUAAUAAAUUUACAUUACUCUGUAAUGUCUGAGAACAUUCUAGAACAAUGAUUUUGUUCCCCAAAUAUGUUGUUAUAAAAUUGUAUUCAUAGGUAUAGAAAUAGGAUAAUUGCACAAGUGAAUAUUUUUUCUGUUGACAAAGAAUUUUGUUGUUGAAUGAACGGAAUGGCUGUGAACAAAUUGAACGUCUGAUUUGUUAAAAUCUCUCUUAAAUAUUAUUUUCAAGUACUUUAGUACUUGUUUGUAUUAUAGACUACACACUGGUAGUUUCAUCGUAUACUCUUAAUUAAUCGUCAGCGAUGGGAAAGUAUCCGAUGAUUUAAGUGAAAACUGAUAGAUUUUAAGUAAGCUAUGAGAACUCGUAUUUAACACAUUAAAAUCGAAGACAUUUAUAUUAAAAAAAAUGUCAGCUUUUUGAUGUAAAAAUAAUUAAAGUAUCCAAUCACUAAUGUAUUGUAUGUUAUUUAAAAUAAUUAAUGUAAUAUUUUUAAUUAAUAUUGUGGUAAUAUAUAACAUCUGUGCCAUCCGUGGAUCUGUGCGAUCUGUGCAUGUUACUGUGUAAAUGGUUAUGAACUGUCAAUUGAUAUAUUUAUGUGUUAUGUCUGAGAUAUUAGGUUACAUUUUGUACAAUAACUUUAUUAAUGUAUUGUUUGUUAAAUAAAUAAAAGCUUUGAAUAUGA
This is a messenger RNA of Danaus plexippus (monarch butterfly), 3339 nucleotides long. Its product is annotated as putative inorganic phosphate cotransporter. Gene Ontology annotation, biological process: monoatomic anion transport; transmembrane transport. The record is from RefSeq and is a predicted model, not a curated record. Lineage: Eukaryota; Metazoa; Arthropoda; Insecta; Lepidoptera; Nymphalidae. The coding region runs from base 120 to 1589 and encodes 489 amino acids. Gene Ontology annotation, molecular function: transmembrane transporter activity. The transcript is spliced from 8 exons.